This is a messenger RNA of Vollenhovia emeryi, 1384 nucleotides long. Its product is annotated as prenylated Rab acceptor protein 1. NCBI's taxonomy places the organism in Eukaryota, Metazoa, Arthropoda, Insecta, Hymenoptera, Formicidae. Bases 285 to 893 code for a protein of 202 amino acids. The record is from RefSeq and is a predicted model, not a curated record. Gene Ontology annotation, cellular component: Golgi apparatus. The transcript is spliced from 4 exons.
GCUCCUCGCGUGGAUAAUUGAGAGCCACCCGGUAUACAAGCGUUGACCGAAUCACAAGUCCUUUCGUUGUGGCAGCGUCUCCCUCGCGCUUUCUGCCACCUAAAGGAGAUAAACACGCGUGCGUCCACACACGUCUUUCGGGGAAAGAGCGAACGACACAAAGCGUGAGAGAUAAAGCUUAAUAAAGUCGAUAAGUCAGCGAGAGCCGAGGUAGAGAGACAAGAUCUUUGGCGACCGAGAGUACUGUCGAAGCGAGCGAGACGGAUCGCUUGCCCCAGGAAGUCAUGGCACAGGUGGAAGUCCCGAUGGGCGAGAUGCAGAGCCCGCCGGAGAAGCACAAGUCCACGAACGGAUUGGAAUUUUUACAAUUACCUCAGCUGCCGCUCGGACAGAUCGGCUAUCCUCAGGCCCAUGACUGGAUCGAGCACAGGAAGGCGAACAUUCGGCCGUGGUCGGUGUUCCUUAACACAAACAACAUCAGACCGCCGCCUAACAUAAGCAGGCUGAGCAAGCGGAUCGUGAAGAACAUUGAAUAUUUCCAGAGCAAUUACCUGUUUGUGUUUAUCGGAUUAGUGAUAUACUGCUUAAUCACCUCGCCGCUGUUGCUGCUGGCGGUCGUCGCCUCUCUCGGGAUAUGUUACAAGCUGUCGCAGCGGCAUGCGAGGCAGGAACUGAUGGUGCUGAAUCACAGAUUAACCCUGGCGCAGGUGUACUCUUUAGUCGGGAUUUGUUCGCUGCCCGUAUUUUACCUGGUUGGCGCGCACGCGGCUGUCUUUUGGGUGCUCGGGGUUUCCUGGUUCAUGAUAACGCUUCACGCCGCCUUUUACAAUAUCGAUGCGAUACUGUGUCCGGGGGAGGAGGAGCUCAACGCGCUAGUUAUGCAGGAAGUAUGAUUGCAAGGCGUUCGCGUUCUUCGCUGAAAAAAAAAGUGAUCCCUCAAUCGAAAUAUUCGGAGCGGCGAGUUGAUUUUACUUUCGUACGUUCGUUUAUAGAUGAUAAAGUUUAUACAGAAAUAUGCUUAAUAUAUUUACGUAUUGUUUAGUAAAUCGACGAAUGUUACGUUUUUGCUGUAUAUAACGUGUAUAUAUAGAAACAAGCUGUAUCGAUUAAGAAUCUGUUCGUGUAAUCCACAUAUCUCAAUAAUGAGUAUUUUACUACGUGCAUUGCAAACGUGUUUGUCGGGCGACGCGCACGCUGGCGAGUAGGGCACGCGGUUUUUCUCGCGCGAGGCUACAAAUUCUAUGUACAUACAGUACUCUUACACGAGUAACAUAAAACAUUUCUAUGAUUCACCCAAAUUAGCAAAGUUAGAAUUUGUUAUCGAAAAGUGACAAGUUUGACGUUUUGUAAUUGGAUUUUAAAUAAAAAACUUGCCAGUAGAAAA